UGUGGCUUAAACGAAAUAGUUUAAGACGAACUUUUGACGGUUAAACAUCAUGCCAACGGAUUAUGUAUUUCUAUAAACGAUCGUGUACGGUUUUUUGUUUUCUACUACUUUUAAUACAAAUUCAAAUUAGAUCUGAAAAAAACGAGUUGUAUAUCGGUUUGAAAGUCUGUCAAAACUCUUAAGAGUUUGGGAUUAAAGUGUCAAAAAGAAACGAAAUAAUGAAAAAGAAAUAGUAGACCGUUUUUUUAUAUAAUUAUGUUAAAUUAUACAUUUUAAAUUAUUUAUUGUUUAGUGUUAAUGUUUAUACAACAAUAAUAAAGAAACAAAUUUUAAUUUGAUAUGAAGAAAACCCCCCCUUUAUGAAUAUGAUGAAAGGGAAAAUGUUUGAAAUUUAUAUUUGGUGGUAAACAAAGUUUAAUAUAUUGUAUAUGAAAGUAUGAAAUUUGUUUUAAUAAAAUUAUAAAUUUUUAAGAAAGACCAACCAUAAUCAAGGUUAAUUUGUUUAAAUAAUAAUAAUAGAAAAAAAGUUGAGAUUACCAGACAAAUAAAUGGCCCGUUAAGUGGAUUUCAAAGAAAUGAAAAUAAUCUUCAAAAAAUUUGUUAUAAAAAAAUGGUGAAAAUAUUAUUUAAACCAACUGAGAAUUAUAAGAAAAGUGGACUUUGAAAUUUGAAUGAAAAGGCCUUUUAAAAUUCUGAAAGAAAAUUUCAAAAUAUUUCAAAAUUUAUCUAAACCGAAUGAGAAUUAUAACAAAGUUUGUGUGAAAGAACUUUCAAAGGCCCGAAACGUGGAAAUUAUAAACUUUCAUGGACUGUCAAAUAACUGUAAAUAAAAACUAUAAAAAGUUUAUUAAAACGGGACUCAAACAAUCCAAAGUUAAAGCUAUUUAUGAGCAAAUUCCAAAAAAUCGUCAAAUUCUUUAAAAAACUCAACGAAAAAGUGAACAAAAUUUAAAAAAAACUAGCGAACUUAACGAAAAUUUCAUGAAACGAAAUUUUAAGAAAAUCUUAAAAGCAAAACGAAUAAAAAGUAAAACCAAAAAAAAAAACGAAGAAAAAUCUAUACAAACACAAAAAAUAUUAAAAAAAGUGAAAAAGAAACAAAGAAAGUUUAAAAUUUUUAACGAAAACUAUCGAUCAAUAUCAGAAUUCUGAGAAAAAAAUCUAACGAAAAUAAGAAACUAAACUCAAAAAGUACAAAAUUGACAAGGAAAACAAGAAUAUAGACCCCUCGCCCCAAUAUCAAACCUAAAGGUCACCUCAAACUUUAACAAUUAAAAUGUCCACUUUUUUACCUAAAACGGAAUAACAGUAAAAAAAAAAACUCAUCAAACAUGCAUCGCAUACAACGAAAACCUUCUAGUGAAACUUUAACCAGUGUGGGCAUGGAUAGCACUAUCGAUUCGCGAAUGUCUAGUGCUGAAGUACCACAAAUGGAAUUGCUAAAGGUCAAUUAUGUUCAUCAGUGUAAAGAGGCAUUUAUGACUAAAACCGGUUCAGUACCGAAUUAUAAUUUUAUGGAAUUUAAAAAAUGUUCUCCACAUUCUCUUAACGGCAUAACACAUGCUCUACCCCCGGUUACACGUAAGAAUAUAGCCCGGGUAACGGUUAAUCGUCUGGAGGCUCCCAAUAAGCCUUUACCACCACCACCACCCACCGUCGAAUCAUGGCAAUUUUUGCAAAAUUCCAAACGUACUACCAAUUCACCGCCGAAAUUUAUAAAGCCACCUCAAGAAGAAAAGAAUGAAUGUUCCUCGUCUUCGUCAUAUUGUGCCACAAGCUAUGAUGGGGCCUCUGAAUCGGAUGCCACCCUAACGGGAGAUGGUGUUAAAUCUAAUAGUUGGAAUUAUCGCAAUAAAAUGUCUACUUGUGACAUUAGAAGAGAUAUGGCUAGGGCUGGUAUAAAAUCUCGAGCAGAUCGUAUAGCUCGUAUAGAGCGUACCGAGUGUGAGCAUAGUAAAACCGAAAGAGAAGCACCGACUCGAGAGCCCGCCAUAGAAAGAAACGCUGAUAGUAAUGUUAAUCCCAAAGAAGCGGUAGCGAAAAUCAAUCAAAUGUUUGAGGCACAAAAACAAAUAAAAAACUUUCCACCACAACCCAAUCGACCGGCACCAGUGCCACACAAAGAACCCAAUCGUCGACUUAAACCAACGGCUCCUCUCAAAGAUAACGCACAAGUUAGAAGUUCUUUAAACAAAUCCAAUGAUUGUUCAGAAUGUUCGGAAUGCUCUCAAGAAUCUUCACGUACUAAUUCCUCUUGUUCCGAAAGUUGUUCCCUUAUAAGUCAAGAAACCGUACAAUAUCGGCGUAGUGAAUCGAAAGAUCGUAGAGCAAUAUCACGUAUACCCAAACCUAUAGCCGACAAACACUCCUCACGUACAACGAUGCAAAGUAAUGUGCAAAAAUCGGAUAAUGAACGUUCCAAAAGAAAUGAUAGAAUACAAAAAUCCAAAUCCAUAGAACAGCUAAGUGAUCUGGAUAAAGAAAGUAAAACGGCACAAGACACAAGACACUCUUUGGGUAUAGAUCAACAGCUGUUAAGAAAUACCCGCAUUUCAGUGGGUAAUUAUCAAAAAGCCAAAGUGGAAAGAGUUCAUAUACGUAAGAAACGUCAACCUCUGUUGAUAAUAAAUCAAUUAAAUGAACCAGAACUGAAAAGACAUGAGGAGGGACAAGUGGAACGUAAAUCAACUUGUGGUUAUAAAAAUUGCAGUUUUGACAAUUGUCCCAUGUCGCCAGCGGAUCAUGAAAAUAAACAUAAACCACCUUUCGAUGAUGAUUGCAAUAAAUUAAAACGUUUAUCUUUGGAAAGUAACUCGGAUUCGGGGGUCUCGUCGUCACAUGACUUUAAAGACGAUAAGAAAAGAAUAUCGCAGCUAAAAAACAUCGAUAAGUGUUCGGAUGUUAAACAAACACAGAAAAAGGCAUUAAAUAAAUCCGAACACUUUGAAAACUAUGCCUAUGAAAAGUUCAAAUCCGAUAAAACCGAAACAGCAAAAGAGCAAAAUCUAACGCCUAAAAACUCCGGAUCACAAGUGAAAAUAGUGCAAAGUUCAUUUAACUCACACUACAAUACAGCCGAUCCCAAUGAUGUUAGUAAUUUUGCCAAAAAGAACCUUACCAAGGCCACUACCAAUGAGGCUUUAAAUAAUUCCUCUUCCCUGAUCAAGUCUAGUACCAAACAGUGCAAUAUAGAAAAUGAACAAAGAUUGAAAUAUCAAAAUAAUUUACAAAAACCCAGUAAAACUUCAACGACCCACAUAAAAAUCGAAGAUGAUUGGGUUAAGGAAGAGGGUGUAGAGCAACAAGAUGAUUAUAUAGAAUGUGAUUCUUUAAUGAUAACCGAGAAACCCAUAAGAAAACCCAUUAAUAGCAAUGAUAAUGCGGUUAAGAUCUUUGUAAGAAGUUCUCAGCUAUCCAAUGACUUAUGUAGAUCUUCCUGUGCCUCAGCCAACUCUUUUGUUUCACAAACUUCUGUGUGCACACAAAAUUCUACCACAUCGAACAGUUCAUUGACCAGCUCCUCGGUCUCAUCAGUGUCUUCUUCGGGUUGUGGCAGUUCUAAUGCUGACAAUCAAUCACUAUGCGAUUCCGAAAGAGAUUGUUGUUGUCAACUUACCAAUUCAGCGGGUAUGUUUUUCAACAGACCCUGUUCAGCCCUUAGUCAUGAACAUCAAAGACUAUGUGCCGGUUCUCCUCUAUCAUCCACAGAUGCUAUAAGUGAUAUAAGUAGCUGUGUGACGUGUUCCACAAAUCCCAGUACAGUUAUAUCACCCCUGGCACUAGCUAACACCGUACAAUGUUGCAACAAUAGCAAUGGAGUAUUUUGGAAUAAUUCCUAUAUGUCAAUAGAAGCUCAAGACGAGAAUAAUUUACCACCUUGCUGCUGUAGUGUAUCAUCAUGUGAUGAUGACAAUUGUUCUUAUUAUGAAGGAGAUAAUAAUAGCAAAAACGUAGGUAAUGAACUUGUUGUCCGCUCUCGAGAAAGUGACAGUACAAAUAGACUUAAUGAAGGUAGAGUUAGUGGUAGUGGUGGUGGUGCUGGCAGUGACAAAGAGAAUAAAAAGGAACUUAACUAUCAAAAGCAUCAUACACCGCAGCAACAGCUGCAAAUGCGAAAUCUAACUUAUCAAAAUCAACAUCCCACACAACAGCAACAACAAACGAAGCGUAAUGUACGCAAUAGUAGUGCUGAAGAGAUAUUAAUACGUAAUAAAUUGUUAAGAAAGGUAAGUCGUCAUCGUUGUCUAUCUUAUAAUUUAAGGUUGUAUAUAUAUACACGUUGUCGUAUAAUUAUCUACUCUAUUGAAGCGGAAGCCCACUCACUUAGUUACUCACCCAGACAGGCAAACAGACAGACAACAUCAAUUGCAACAAAUUUUUGUAAAUGCAGACGAAAUCCAAACAAAAGAAGAGUUCACUUAGUUUCCGUUUCACUUGUUGUCAUUGUCGACUCCGAGGCCAGACGUUUAAAACGUGGUCAUGUUCUAAGCGAACUUUUAGAAACGGAAAGAAUCUACGUUAGUGAAAUGAGUUCAAUACUAAAGGGUUAUUGCGAUCAAAUGCAUUCGGAGGAAAUGAUCCAUUUAGUACCGGCCAGUCUUCAGGGUAAAGAAGAUAUAUUAUUUGGCAAUUUACAUGAACUCUAUACGUUUCACAAUGAUGUUUUUCUUAAGGAUUUAGAAAAUUGUAUAUCAACCACUGAACUAGUGGCAUUAUGUUUUGUACAAAGGCGUGAUACUUUUUAUCGUUUAUAUUCCUUCUACUGCCAAAAUAUACCACGUUCAGAUCGUCUGCGUGAAACUUUAGUUGAUACUCAUCUCUUUUUACAAGAAUGCCAAAAACGUUUAGGUCACAAGCUUCCCUUGGCGGCCUAUUUACUAAAACCAGUGCAGCGUAUAACCAAAUAUCAAUUGUUACUUAAAGAUCUGUUACGUUUUAGUGAUAGCGGCAGUUGUACCAAAGAAUUACAAAAGGCUUUGGACUGUAUGCUCAUUGUUUUGAAAUGUGUCAAUGAUUCAAUGCAUCAAGUGGCUAUAACGGGAUUUCCGACCGAUUUAUCUCAACAAGGCGAGCUAUUGUUGCAAGAUUCAUUUCAGGUUUGGUCUGAAUCGAAAAAAGACUUACGUCUGCGUAUAAAACCCCAACAAAGACAUAUAUUUUUAUAUCAAAAAUCUAUGUUGUUUUGUAAGCAAACUUCGAAACCGGGCCACAAUAAGAGCACCUAUCAGUUCAAGCAUUACUUAAAGUUCUACGGUAGUAAAUUUGUAGCCCUAGCCGAUUAUGUGGCUGUGGGACAUUCAGAGGUCUCAAUGCGAGAAGGAGACAAUGUCGAAUUGCUUAAGGUGGGCUGUGCGGGCUGGUGGUAUGUGCGUAUAUUAGAUACCAGUUCAGAAGGUUGGACCCCUGCAGCAUAUUUGGAAUCGAUCAAUCGAAAAUCUUCUCGAUCAUCAAGCCGUAAUCAAGAACGCUUAAAUUUAAAUAAGUUAAAUGAUUAAUUUUUAUUUUUUAACUCUAAAUUAUUAUUUAUAAAACGUUAUUUAUAAACAUAUAUGUAUACAUAUAACUUAAGUAUGUGUAUGUUUAAGAUUAUCUAUAAAAAUAUUGGAAAACUUUAUAAAUUAAUUACGUGAAAGAAUCUAUUGAAAUUUGAAAAAUAAAUUAAAUAUUUAGAUUUGUAUAUUGCACGCUUUAUGGUUGAUCCCUCCUAUCUGAACUUUAAUACUUUACAUGGACACAGAGGAUCAUACAAUAUUUAUGAAAUUAACACACUCAUGUUUGCCUUUCUUAAAAAUCUAUUAAAGAAGCUUAAAGUUUUUAAUAUAAAUUAAAUAAUAAUUAAAAUAAUAUUAAAUAAACACCGACCAUGGCCUUUAAAGUGAGGUUAGGGAUAUGGAAUUAUAAUGUUGAAAAGAAUGUUGUUAAAAACCAAAGAUCGAUUUAAGAAAUUACCUUUAUUAUAAUUUUCCUAUUAAAUAAAUUAUAGACUAGACUAUUAACUAGACUAUGGAUUAGACUAUAGAAUAAACUUUAACUAAAUUGACUACAUAGAAUUGACUACCAUAUACUAGAUUAUAAACUAGACUACAUACUAGACUUUUCUUUAGUUUAGACUAUAAACUAUUCCAUAGUAUACUGUACUAUAGACUAGACUAUAAACUAGGCUGUAAACUAGACAAUAGACUAGA
Molecule: messenger RNA, 6185 nt
Organism: Lucilia cuprina (Australian sheep blowfly)
Lineage: Eukaryota; Metazoa; Arthropoda; Insecta; Diptera; Calliphoridae
Exons: 8
Coding region: 1332-5495 (1387 amino acids)
Biological process (GO): intracellular signal transduction
Cellular component (GO): cytoplasm
Molecular function (GO): protein binding; guanyl-nucleotide exchange factor activity
Source: RefSeq, a predicted model, not a curated record